Molecule: messenger RNA, 1862 nt
Organism: Vitis riparia (riverbank grape)
Lineage: Eukaryota; Viridiplantae; Streptophyta; Magnoliopsida; Vitales; Vitaceae
Product: BAHD acyltransferase DCR
Exons: 1
Coding region: 78-1562 (494 amino acids)
Source: RefSeq, a predicted model, not a curated record
CUCAUUCCUGUAUUAUAAUUCACUUCCUUCCUUCCUUCCUCCCUCCCUCCAGAGGAAAGAGAAAGAAAGAAAGAAAAAUGCCUUCUUCUUCUGUUACUCUGGUGUCUAAAUGCACGGUUUAUCCGGAACACAAGUCCACAAUCAAGAGCCUGAAGCUCUCAGUUUCUGAUCUUCCCAUGCUCUCAUGCCAAUACAUCCAGAAGGGUGUGUUGCAUACUCGCCCUCCUCUUCCCAUUGACUCCCUCAUCUCUCUCCUCAAACAAUCUCUCUCCACCGCUCUCACUCAUUUCCCACCCCUCGCUGGUCGUUUCGAAACAGAUGCCGAUGGCCACGUCCACAUCAUCUGUAACGACGCUGGCGUCGAAUUCAUUCAUGCCAAAGCUAAGCACUUCCUCAUUCGUGACCUCCUCUCCCCCGUCGACGUCCACAAUUGCUUCAAACAGUUCUUCGCCUUCGAUGGCCUUCUCAGUUAUGCCGGCCACUUCAAGCCUUUGGCCGCUGUUCAGAUCACGGAACUCGCAGACGGACUUUUCAUCGGUUGCACCGUCAACCACUCCGUCACCGACGGCACCUCCUUCUGGCACUUCUUCAAUACCUUCGCUGAGAUGACUAAAGGAGCAAAGAAGAUCAGCAGGUCACCAGAUUUUAACCGGGACAACGUGUUCAAUUCGCCGGUGGUGCUCAGAGUCCCAGAGGGCGGCCCAAGGCUAACGUUUUCUGGAGACGAGCCGUUGCGUGAGAGAAUCUUUCGGUUCCAUAGAGAAGCGAUUCUAAAGCUUAAAUACAGAGCCAACAACCACAUACAAAAAUCCACAAAUGGACAAGUUUUGGAUAUGGGCGAAAUAUUGGGAAAGAGGUCUAACGAUAGUUGGAAGACCAUUAACGGAGAAAAUGGUAUGGACAACGGCAAGAAAACGUCUGUGCUGGCGAAGCUGUUGAAGAACAAUGUGUCGAAACCUCUCGAUUCCGAAACCGGAAUUCCCAAUUCAACUGCAGAGAUUUCAUCGUUCCAGUCACUCUCUGCUCAACUGUGGCGUUCAGUGACACGUGCUAGAAAACUGCCCUCGUCCAGGACCACGACGUUCCGAAUGGCAGUUAAUUGUCGUCACCGGUUGGAGCCGAAAUUGGAGGCACACUACUUCGGGAACGCGAUCCAGAGCAUCCCGACGGUAGCAUCUGUGGGGGAACUUCUGUCUCGAGAUCUGCGGUGGUGUGCGGAUCUGCUGCAUAAGAACGUAGUGGCACACGAUGAUGCUACGGUGCAGCGGGGAGUGAGGGACUGGGAGAGCAACCCUCGUUGCUUUCCACUGGGGAACUUCGACGGAGCAAUGAUCACAAUGGGGAGCUCUCCCAGAUUCCCCAUGUACGACAACGAUUUCGGGUGGGGAAGACCCCUGGCUGUUAGGAGCGGCAAGGCCAACAAAUUUGACGGGAAGAUAUCGGCCUUUCCAGGGAGAGAUGGGGCGGGAACGGUUGAUCUGGAGGUGUGUUUGGCACCGGAAACAAUGGCGGGUCUUGAGUCGGACCCUGAGUUCAUGCAAUACGUAUCGGGAAUGGUGUGAUGGAUUUGGAUGAAUGGAUGGAACUUGGAACUUGGAACUUGGAACUAUGAACUUGGCACUUGAAACAUGAAAGUAGGGAACGGGGGAGGCCAAAAGUUGUCAGGCAAUCUCGUGAUUGGCUGCGGUCCGAUGGAUUUGGACGGGUGUGAUUUCACUUUCUAUACAAAGGAUAAGUAAUGUUGCAGCUUUUAGUUUUGUCUAAUUUGCCGUGUACUAAGUACUGGGUGUUGUACCAUUGGCAGUGCAGUUUGUUUCUAUUUCCCACGUGCUCAAACGGUCAAACACACUUUUCCUCUCUAA